This is a messenger RNA of Dothidotthia symphoricarpi CBS 119687, 1290 nucleotides long. Its product is annotated as PLP-dependent transferase. Lineage: Eukaryota; Fungi; Ascomycota; Dothideomycetes; Pleosporales; Dothidotthiaceae. Gene Ontology annotation, molecular function: L-kynurenine:2-oxoglutarate transaminase activity; pyridoxal phosphate binding. Gene Ontology annotation, biological process: biosynthetic process. Gene Ontology annotation, cellular component: mitochondrion; cytoplasm. Bases 1 to 1290 code for a protein of 429 amino acids. The transcript has a single exon. The record is from RefSeq and is a predicted model, not a curated record.
AUGUCGGCCACCACACGACGAGACGACCCCUUCAAGCCAGCCAAGAGAGUCGCCGGCCAGAAGCAGGAUGUCUGGUCCAUUGUCAACGAAGCCGCCGCCGCCUCGCCCGUCCAGCCCAUCGUCAACAUGGGCCAGGGCUUCUUCGGCUACAACCCGCCCAAGUUCGUCCUCGACGCCGCCAAAUCCGCCCUCGACCAGGUAGACUGCAACCAGUACUCGCCCACCAAAGGCCGUCCGCGGCUGAAGAAAGCCAUCGCCGACGCCUACUCGCCCUUCUUCGGCCGCACCAUCGACCCCGAAACCGAAGUCACCAUCACGACAGGCGCAAACGAGGGCAUGCUCAGCGCCUUCAUGGGCUUCCUCGAGCCCGGCGACGAAGUCAUAGUCUUCGAGCCCUUCUUCGACCAGUACAUCUCCAACAUCGAGAUGCCCGGUGGGAAAGUCGUCUACGUGCCCAUGCACCCGCCCAAAGACGGCGCAACCAAGACCACCUCAGCAGGCGAAUGGAGCGUCGACAUGGCCGAGCUCGAAGCAGCCAUCACGCCCAACACGCGCAUGAUCGUGCUCAACUCACCCCACAACCCCAUCGGCAAGGUCUUCUCCGAGCCAGAACUCCAAGCCAUCGGCGCUCUAUGCGUCAAGCACAACAUCAUCAUCCUCUCCGACGAAGUCUACGACCGCCUCUACUACGUCCCCUUCACCCGCAUCGCCACCCUGUCCCCAGACAUCGCCCGCCUAACCCUCACCGUCGGCUCCGGCGGAAAAGUCUUCUACGCCACAGGCUGGCGCGUAGGCUGGCUCAUCGGGCCCCCGCACCUGAUCAAAUACGUCAGCGCGGCACACACACGCAUCUGCUACAGCAGCGUAUCCCCGCUGCAAGAAGCAACAGCCAUCGGUUUCGAGCAGGCCGACUCACACAACUUCUGGGCCGACUCGAAGCGCGACAUGAAAGCCAAAAUGGACAAAUUCACCGCUGUCUUCGACGAGUUGCACUUACCUUACUCCGACCCUGAGGGUGGGUAUUUCGUCCUCGUCAAUAUGGCGAAAGUCCAGAUUCCAGAUGAGUAUGAGUUUCCAACACAUGUUAUGGAGCGCCCGAGGGAUUUCAAACUUAGCUGGUUUUUGAUCAAGGAGUUGGGCGUUGCGGCGAUUCCGCCAACGGAGUUUUUUACCCCUGAGAAUGCGCAUAUUGUGCAGGAUUGGUUGAGGUUUGCGGUUUGUAAGGAUGAUGGUGUGCUGGAGACGGCUAUGGAGCGGUUGAGGGGGUUGAGGAAGUAUAUUCAAGAAUGA